Molecule: messenger RNA, 2781 nt
Organism: Spirometra erinaceieuropaei
Lineage: Eukaryota; Metazoa; Platyhelminthes; Cestoda; Diphyllobothriidea; Diphyllobothriidae
Source: the annotation of a GenBank genome assembly
AUGGGUCAACUGCUAGCAGAAGAAUUGGAACAUCGACUACACUUGGGUGCCGGUACUGACUGGUUCGACGAGCAGCAUCUCAACAAAGCCUGCUCUGGUGUCCAGCGACGCAUCUUGCAUGUCUCGCACCCACCGGCCGGUGACUCGGGCUACCCAUCGUCAGUUGGAAGCCACUCGCCGAACGAGCAGGUAAGGGUUGUUUACGACGUCUGGUAUACAUAGCAUUGGCACACAGACGAUUGUUUGUUGUUCGGCCUUAAACGCCCGCGCCCUCCUUACACACACAGAGGCAGGCUUGAUGUUGACCAUAACUGAUUGGAGCCUAUUUGUGUAUCAAAAUCAACACUUUUUUCAAUCUUGAAAUGGUUGCAGCCAAUUCCAGCCGGGACUUUGCUCUCUGAUAAAUUUAACAUAGCAGAUUAAAGCACUUAAAUAAGUAACAUUCAGGUACGACAAUACAUACCAAGUGACUUCGUCGGUGAGAUCUCCCAGAGUUUUCGAAAUUAAUUACUAUUUUUCCGUAAAUGAGUAUGCCUUUUUCACAGAAGUUUAUCAUAUUCAGCUAAAUAAUCUGCUAAAAUUACAGUACUGGUUGUGAAAAGUCGUUUUCCAAAGACCCAAGUUUAUGCUGAGGCCAAUUGAUUUUUAAAUUGAGAUCAUCAGUCUCUGUAUGUGGGCAAUGGACAGUUCCAGAGAACUGCGUGUAAUAUUUUAAAGUUGUCUAUUUUUGAGAAAGUCAGGUCAUCGCCAGAAUAGACUCUCGAAUCCAGUUUUAAUGACAUUUUAGAUAGCCAUAACAUUUCACUUGUAAACUAGAAUUCCGGCGUUUUUUUCCAUCUUAAGCCCUUACUCCAGCCAAUCUCGCUGGCUACCAACAUCACCCUUUAGUAUUUAUGUCUAGAGGAUAUGUCUGAUGCUAUCCGACAAGUGAAUGCAAACCCCAUGCAUGAUUCAGUCCUGGCCCUAAAGUGGCAUAAAACCAUCUAGUACUGUUAAAAUCUGGGAGCAAAUUUACCUAGUUCACCUUAGAGCAUAUGGCAAUGACCGUGGUUAACGCACGUACAGUAUAACACAUGCCUCAGUACACCAUCUUUGGUAAGUUACAGGACUAACCCUCAAAAAUUUACUUUCCUUUGGAUGACCAGAUUUCUCGCAGGCCCACCCCGGAACCUAUGUGCGCAUCUUGUCUGUUGUCAAGUUGCCGAAGCGCAUAUCAAACCUCACACCAGUCUACAAACCUUGGACAUUUUUCGACCGUGACCAGGCGUGUCCCAGGGCGUUGUGAAUCGUUGCAGCAGCCGAUAAGUAUCGGCAGUGGGUCUGAUCGCAGAGGGCGAAUCAUUCGGGGAAGACCCGUAGAAGAGGUUUGCAGUAGGUAUCAAACCACAGACGCCUUCUUUAGUCGGGCCACCAUGACCAUCGCAAAUCGACUCCAAGCACAGAAUCAAACCAUUUCUUCGAUGACGGAUCUUAACGUCUCUGCAGGGCCUCAGUGGGAUCCGGUGGUACAGAAUCGGUUUGAACAGUUGUCGCGUGUACGUCAAGAGUCAGGUCCUAACAGUACCCUACCCUAUCCUGUAACUGGCCGUCUUCCCUACCCUCUUGUGGAUCAAGAUACUCCCGACCUAUGGAAAUGUGGAUUUGAAGGCCGGACCCAGAAUCAACUCAGAGAAACACCAAGGGUAAGUUCAUUGCCACUGAAUAACUUUACUCUUUGUCACUGUUUAAGUCAUCAGGACGCAGAUUGUUGUCGAAGGCCUUUGUGUGUGGUGCAAAACAUCUUAUCACUGCAUCAUUGUUCGACCAGCAUAAGGAAGUCGUGACAGUACUAUUUUUAUUUAACACGAUCCUCUCACGAGGUCGCUGCGACACGAGUCAUGUGUUUAUUUCCGCGAGUGGCGCGCCCUGUGUACAGUGGUCGCUGAGUAACUGACUUAAGGCAACGAGUUUAUUAAACUCGUUGCCUUAAGUCAGUUACUCAGCGACCUCACUCUGACAAAUUUUGCCAGUUGACCUUACCUAGUGACUAUAAAUGAAGCUCCAACAUAGCUUUACCAUGUGGACAGGUUGAGACUAAAUGUUUACCGUCGCUAUCGGUUGCUCAAUGAGUUAAAUUUCAUAGCUACGUGUGGUGUUCUUACGUUGUCGUUCACCAGCGUUAUUGCUCUUUUGUCUGACUGACCUGGAGGCGGCGGCGACCAGUAGGCGGCUCUGCGUUAAGAUGCCGGCGGUAUGUCGAGGCGGACAGGCCACUCCCUCCCUCCCCCUCACGCCGCCCUUAGUCGGUUACGCAAUCUGACGUCUUCAGUUGAUAUCCGAGCUUGCAAACCGAUCUUGUUGUCAUGCGGGCUCGGGCGUGCACACCCCUCCUGUCCGCUGCUGUCAUCGGCCUAUAAAACAAGUCCAGGGACACGCACGGGUGUCAACAAGUUGACAAAUUUCCACCUGCGUGGUGACGCGGGUCAACAUCUGGAUUGCUCAGACCAAUGCCUCAGAAGUGGGUGGAUGACUGAUGGAAGCGGGGCAUCUUUAAAUAGCGAAUGCCAGCUGAUUGGCACUCAUUGUUGGGCAAAGUAAGAAAUAAGUUUUAUAUCCACACUUGUAGGAAGAUGCUAGGCAAUACCGUCCUCAAUAUCCUGUACUGCAUGACCAUUGCUUGCGCACUGCCUUCCCUAAUGACCCAUUAAGCCAAUUGGGAUAAAACAGAAUUCUCCUUUGGGAUCGCGACUCUCAUGAUAACUGACGUCGGCAGCUUUCACAUCUUCUUUUUGUAGGCCGUAA